Podarcis muralis (Common wall lizard) is the source of this 2053-nucleotide messenger RNA. The record is from RefSeq and is a predicted model, not a curated record. NCBI's taxonomy places the organism in Eukaryota, Metazoa, Chordata, Lepidosauria, Squamata, Lacertidae.
CUGAAGCACUAUUUCUGGGUUAGCAGAGUCUGUAACCUGAAGCUUAUGUAACCUGAGGUACCACUGUAGGUCUGAGUAGCAUUUAGUUGAAUGUCACCCAUAGAAUCUUACCUUAAAGAUAACCAAAUUUAUUAUGGCAUAAGAAGAGACUACGGUCCAUUAUUUAGAUGCAUCGGGGGUUUUUUGGGGGGUGUACGCAUGCACACACACAUGGCUUGUGGAGAUAAGGAGCAAACUUAGUGAGAGGACUUUGGUAUAACAGUUGGUUCUGUGGCCGGCCCUACCAUUGGGCAGAAUAAAGCAACCGCCUCAGCCAACAGUUAUGAUGAGUGGGGUGUGAUGGUGAAGUGGGCAAGGGCUAUGAGGAACUUAAAGAACGUUUUUCUCACUUGCCUUUAUAUUUUUAACUAUAUGCUCCUCAGAUUCGUUGGGCAAGGCUCCCACCUUUGACAUGAAGCAUUCUUGCUUCUUCUCCUCUCCUUGAAACCUUGAACCUAGGAAGAGCCUGUGUACGUUACUGCUGUACAUUACUUUAACAAGGGCAAACGCGCUCAGUGGGAGAGGUGAGGGAAAGAGCAGCCACCAUUAUGGGCAACUAACUCGUUACCUCAGAAAGUUUAGAUAUGCCCAAUGUUACCUUUCUGUAAGGCCCUGAACCUUUAAGUGCAGGUUGGUAGUGAGGCUUCCUUUAAACUUUCAAAAUGGGUUAUGAAUUUCCUCAGCACUGUAAGUUCCCCACUUUUUUUGGGUUGAUACCUUUUUUGUUAUAAAGGGCUCUAAAUUUUAGUUCCUGAGCAUGACAACUUCUGAGAAAACUGCUGUGGAGCUGAGGUUUACCGGCAUGGCGACAGAAACCCUCUUUCAACUUUUCCCACUAAUGUGGUCAACGAAGAUGUCUGGCCACAAGGAUAUGGACAGCUCACAACGCGUGGAAUGCAGCAGCAAUACUUGUUGGGUCAACUCAUAAAGGACAGAUAUAAGGACUUCUUAAGUGAUGAAUACAAGCGAAAGGAAAUUUAUGUCCGAAGUACAGAUUAUGAUCGAACCAUUAUGAGUGCUCAAGCCAAUCUGGCCGGACUCUUUCCUCCUAAAGGAAACCAAAUCUGGAACAAAGAGAUCGCUUGGCAACCAAUUCCAGUUCAUACUGUGCCACGUUCAGAGGAAAGGUUGUUGCAUUAUCCUGUUCACGCUCCAUGUCCAAAGUUCGGUCAGCUUCUAAAGGAAACUUUUGGAUCCGAAACAGUCCAGGAAAAACUGAAAAGUCAAAUGCCAUUUCUAGGUAAAUUAGCAGCUAACCUGGGAUACGAUAUGAAGGCUCUUCUGGAUUUUAAGAGUCACAAACUCUGGAAUGCAUACGAUGCUUUACUUGUUCAGAAAAAACACAAGCAGCCAUUACCAGCCUGGGCUACUGACGAAGUCAUGGCCAAUUUGAAAGAUCUUUUGGCAUUUUCCUUAAAUGCAAUGUUUGGGAUACACAAAAGAGAAAAGAAAUCACGACUACAAGGAGGUCUCCUUGUGAAAGAUAUUUUGAAUAAGAUGACAGAGGCUACUGAGUCCACUGAUGGAAGAAAAAUGUUAAUGUAUUCAGCCCAUGAUACCACAAUAGUUGCUCUCCAAGUAGCACUCAAUAUUUUCAACGUAAAGCUACCGCCAUACGCCGCCUGCCUAUUUUUUGAGCUAUAUAAAGAAGACAGUGGUGAGUUCACCAUUGAGAUGCACUAUCGGGCCAAAAGAAAACUUCCACCCCAAGCUCUUGUUUUGCCGGGCUGUGAAGCAGCUUGCCCCUUGCAGAAGUUUAAAGAACUGGUUUCUCCUGUCAUACCAGAGGACUGGCAAGCAGAAUGUAAUAGUUAAUGUAGGAUGGCAUCACAAAUGAGAGGGUGAAAAGUAAAAUCAAAGAAAAGGCAAAUGAGAAAAUUAACAUCCCCAGGAAGGAAAGCGGACAGCAAAUAAGUUGUAGGACACCAGAAACACUGCGUGACUGUUGAUGCUUUCGUGUGAUUCUCAUUAUUAGGAUUUUCAUCUUCUCAGAAAUUAUUAUGAUCAAAUAAAU